This is a messenger RNA of [Torrubiella] hemipterigena, 1220 nucleotides long. The record is from the annotation of a GenBank genome assembly. NCBI's taxonomy places the organism in Eukaryota, Fungi, Ascomycota, Sordariomycetes, Hypocreales, Clavicipitaceae.
UCAUUCAUUCAUUCAUUCAUUCACUCAUUCAGUUCUUUUCCAACAACACUCCUUACACAGUUUAGCAUAGCAUCUUUUGCACACUCCCUUCAAAAUGCUUCCCGUUCUCGCUCUUGCUAUUGCUUCUACAGCGCUGGCCGCUCCCCAACUGGCCGCUCGUGACGGCAAGCCCCAGACCGUCCUGUACUGGGGUCAGAACACAAAGACUGUUCUCGAAAACCCCGAUCUGGCCUCCUACUGCAAGCCUGACUCCGGUGUCGACAUCAUCGUCCUCAGCUUCCUCUUCCAGUACGGCAAGGGUGACGUGAUUCCCGGUGGUGCUUUUGACCAAUCUUGCGGCGUCACCAGAGGCACUGGCCAGCCCAAGGGCUGUGAGGCCCUCGCUAAGGCCGUUGCCACCUGCCAGGCUGCUGGUGUCAAGGUGCUCGUGUCUCUUGGUGGUGCUUCUGAUCAGUACAGCCUUGGCUCCAAGGAGGAGGCCGAAAAGAUUGCUCAAAAUGUCUGGGAAGCAUACGGCCCCGUUGGACCGUCCAAGGUUCCUCGCCCCUUUGGCAACGCCGUCCUCGAUGGCUUCGAUUUCGACAUUGAAAACAGCCAGGGCUGCAAGUUUUAUCCUGACAUGAUCACCAAGCUCCGAUCCAACUUCCCCAAGGGCAGCAAGUUUGUCAUCUCUGGUGCUCCUCAGUGCCCUAUCCCCGAGCCCAAUGUUCAAAAGGCCAUCGAGCAGGCCCAGUUUGACUACCUCUUUGUUCAAUUCUACAACAGCCCUAGCUGUGCUGCCGCCAAGAACCCCAACUUCGGCCAGUGGAAGACCCAGCUUGCCAAAACCCCAUCCAAGAACGCCAAGAUCUUCCUCGGUGUUCCGGCAUCCCCCACUGCUGCUAACGACGACGUUGCGAUUUCCAAGUCCUACUAUGUCAACCCUGCCAACUUGCUCACGCUUGUCAACAAGUUCAAAAGUGACCCUGCCUUCGGAGGUAUCAUGACCUGGUCUGCUGGAUUUUCAGACCAGAACAUUGAAAACAAGUGCAAUUUUGUCCAACAAGCCAAGAGCAUCCUCACCAAGGGCAAGGUCUGCUAAGCCAAGUGUGGUGGCUGCGGUUAUGCCCUGGCGGCGUGACAAACUGUUUGAUUAGUUAGGCAGGCCUAACUGAUUCCAUUCUUGAUACAUACCACCUCUGGCAUUACUAUAGCCCGGAGAAUUAAUUUUAGAAUAAUGA